This is a messenger RNA of Aplysia californica (California sea hare), 4629 nucleotides long. RefSeq names its product lysosomal cobalamin transporter ABCD4. The record is from RefSeq and is a predicted model, not a curated record. The transcript has 16 exons. Gene Ontology annotation, cellular component: peroxisomal membrane. Gene Ontology annotation, biological process: fatty acid beta-oxidation; very long-chain fatty acid catabolic process; long-chain fatty acid import into peroxisome. The annotation marks the transcript as partial. NCBI's taxonomy places the organism in Eukaryota, Metazoa, Mollusca, Gastropoda, Aplysiida, Aplysiidae. Gene Ontology annotation, molecular function: ABC-type transporter activity; long-chain fatty acid transmembrane transporter activity; ATP binding.
CAUUACUCCUGGGGUAUUGUUCUUAAAAUCGCCUUUGGUGUUGAAUUUGAUGAUUGUCUUUGCAGGGCGAAUUUCAACUGGACGUUCUUUAAGAGGUUCUGGAGAAUCGUCUGCCUUCUCUUCCCCUCCAUUAAGAAGCCUGGGCCGUUGCUAUGCAUUUUCUUGCUGCUGUUGUGCCUGCUGGAGCAAGUCCUCAUCUACUAUGUUGGGCUGUUGUCCGGAAAGUUCUACAAGAUUCUCACAGACAAAGAGGAAGCUGAGUUCUACAAGCAGCUGUUGGAAGGGGUUUUGCUGAUCCUUGCAGAGGCGUUUAUCCUCAGCACUAAAACGUAUGUCGCCUCUGUGCUAUACAUCACGUGGAGAGGCUCAGUGUGCAAUGCUCUGCAUGACCUCUACUUCACGGACAUCCUGUACUACAAGCUCAACGUCGUGGACAAGACUGUUGACAAUCCGGACCAGCGUAUCACCCAGGAUGUGGAACGCAUGUGUAACACUUUCAGUCAAGUUCUCAUUCCCAUCAUGAUCACCCCAUUCACCACUGGCUACUACUUGUACAAGGCAUGGAAUGCGUCUGGGUACAUUGGACCAGCCAGCACAGCCGUGUUCUUUGUUGUGUUUACUGUGUUCAACAAGCUGUUGAUGACUCCAGUGGUGAAGUACUUUUACAUACAGGAGAAGAAAGAAGGAGAUUUCAGGUACAAGCAUAUGCAAAUGAGAAGCAAUGCUGAGUCUGCUGCAUUUUACCGGGCAGGCAAAGUGGAGAAAGUCAAAGCAAAUAAGAAGCUCUCUACUCUACUCAGAACACAACAUCGACUGGUUCUAUGGGAAUUUGCUCUCCAUUGUUGUACGAACAGUGCAGACUACUUGGGCUCCAUCUUGUCAUACAUUGCAAUUGCUUUUCCUAUUUUCGUUGGGAGAUACGAUUAUAUGGAACCAGGAGAAUUGGCCCAGCUUAUCAGUACAAAUGCCUUUGUGUCUAUAUAUUUGAUCAACUGUUUCACAAAGUUGAUAGACCAGUCAGUUCAAAUGACUGAUGUAGUAGGAGCAGCUCACAGAAUCGGCCAGCUGUUUGAGGAGCUGGGUCGGCUGAAGGAUGAACAAAAUGAAAACUACAGCUUCUUAGAGGCAACUACCAACCCGCGAGCUUCUCCCCGGAAUGAUAUUCCUGUCCGCGAUGCUGGGGAUGGCUCAACUGCCUUCAGAUUCCAAGAGGUCUCCUACGGGUUGCCCAAGACAGCAAAAGUCUUGUGUCGUAAUUUAUCAUUCCAGCUGGAGAGCGGUGUCAAUGUUCUGAUCACUGGCGAGAGUGGCUGUGGGAAAACAUCAUUACUACGUGUUCUCAGUGGCCUCUGGAAGUCUGCAAGAGGUCAGAUCAGCAGGCAUGUGCCCCUAGGACCAACUGGUAUGUUCUAUUUGCCACAAAAACCAUACUUCACAGACGGCACUUUGAGAGAACAGGUGAUUUAUCCGUUGCAAGACUGUGAUGUGGUGCCGGAUGAUGAAAAACUCCACCAUUAUCUGUCACUUGUUGGUCUGACCGGCCUUUUGGACAGACUUGGAGAUUUGGAUGUGGAUGCUGAGUGGAACUGGUAUGAUGAAAUGUCUCCUGGUGAAAUGCAGAGGCUUUCUUUUGUUAGGUUGUUUUUUCACCAGCCCCCAUACGCAAUCCUGGACGAGGCCACGAGCCAGGUGAGUCAAGACAUGGAGGAGCUACUGUACAGCACUUGCCGAGAGCUGGGCAUCACCAUCCUAAGUAUAGGUCAUAGGUCGACCGUCCGCCAGUUUCACGACAUGGAGCUGCACUUUGACGUGUCGGGGAGCUGGUCUCUGACGCCCGUUGAAGGUCUGACGGUGAACAGCUGAUGAUGAUGAUGCUGACGGUUGUAGGGUGAAGGUCAUAUUGUUCUUAGGGUAUUACUAAAUUUGCUAAGUGAGUGUGAGUGUGAAUGAACAUGUGUCAGUGGAGGGAGGUAAAUUAAUAAUCUUAGAUGAAGUGCUAGCCUCUACCUCAUUGCUAGUUGACUGUUGCUACAAACAAAGUGAUCCGUCUGUGAAUAUACAUAUUGUUUGAUUUAAAUCAAUGACUUUAUUUUUUGUAUGUGUUCUGCUUUGUGAAACUUGUUCAUCUGCCUCUCACUUUCAUUUUUCUUUUUCAUUUCUCAUGGAAGUGUGUGAUGUUUAGCGGCGAGUAUCAGAAGAUUGUAUGUUGAUGCAGGUUAGAGUUGAAUUAUUUAUUUUUCUUGUGAUAUUUCUUGGGACCCAGUUUUAAACUGAUGCAAGGUUUGGAUGUGUCAUGACUAUGGUAUGUCCCGCAUAAGUUCAAGGAAUAUACUGGGAUGACCAAAUAUGAUGUCGUAAAUGUCUGCUAUGGAUGAAUGCUGGCGAUUUGUAUUUUUGUGUGUGUUAAAUUAAAAAAAUUUCCUCAUCUGUUGCCAUUGAGCAUUGAGGGGAGAUGCCGUUUGAUUUUAAAAAUCAAAUAAAGUAUUUAUUUUUAGUGUUUGAAUACAAUCAUAAGUUGCAAGACUGCAGAUUGAAACAAAAUGUUUUUUCACUCAGCCAAACGCUCGAUUUGAUAUUUUAACUAUUUUCAUUUACCAGACUAUUGUAGAGAUUGAAACAUCAAAUCAUCAUUUAAAUUGUUUUUUGUAUCUUAUGUUUUUUGUUUUGUGAAAUUACUAUCAUAUAGUAUAGCAGGGGAGGCCGGCAGAUUUUAAAUGAGGUUUGUUCACUUCCUUAAUCAUUUUGUUGACCAAAACAUCGGUUUAAAUUCAUUACAACUUGUUACCUGGAAAGUUGUCCUUAUGACUUUGAUCAAGUACAUAGAGAAAUUAGAGAAAUUGUUUCUUUUGUAUUGAUUUGUGGUAAUAUCAGUGUUUUUUAAAACGCUUUUCCACUUUUGGUGCUGAUAGUAGUAAUAGAUUGUAAACUUUUCAACUGUGUUUUUAAAAGAUAUAAAAGGUGCUCUUUUAGUAGGCACCCUUCUAAUUAUUAUGUUUUGUAGCUGGACUUUGUAACAGAUAGUUUAUACUUUGAGCAGAUUAAGACAGACUUUCAUGUGCUCUUUCAAUUUCAGUUCUUAUAGGUGCACUAUUAUUGCCGAAUUUGAAUAAAACAGGAAAAAGAAAAUGGUGUCUCUACUCCCUUCUAGGCACUUGAAUUUUGGAGAGAAAAAAAUAGGAGUAUAGAUUCUUUUCGAAAGAAUUGAAUAUUCAGAUUUUUCUCUUUAAUAUAGUGAAUAGCUUUCCAUGUUCUUUAAAAGGGAAUGUCUUUCCCCUGCUCAGUUAACAGAUUCAGCCACAGAAUGUUUACAAUAACUGUUCAAAAGUUUCUCUAAGGCUGAUUGAAUAUUUUAUCUUUAUGACUGCCGUGUUAAGUAUAUUUAAGACUUACUUGGGUUUGUUAAAUAGAACUUGUCUAUUUUGGUAAGUGAAGCUGUAAGCAGACUGGUUAUUGUGAAUGUUGACAUGAGGAAGAAGAAUGCGUGAUUUUUGCACACUGUAACUCAUUUUAAUUGCAGAAUGUAUGUUGAAAGUUUGUUUUAUUUAAUUUCUGUAUGUGGAUAUUAAAGAAUUUGUUAUUGUUAGAUUAUAGAUGUGAAUACGGUAUUAUCCGUUUAUUGAUACAUAUGUACUUUGUGCUUUCAAAGUCUCUUUAUUCCAUCUUUCAGAUUAUUGUAUAUACAACUAAUAUAUUGUUGCUUGUCAAUUUUGUAACUUUCAACGUGUUAAGUUCCAGAGGAAUUUUUUCCCCUAAAAAAAUUUUGGUGAGCUUACAAUUUUUAAAAUUUGUUUUUUUGCUUAGCAUUUGUGUGGCAAAGUCAGGUUUUCACUGGAUCGAUUCAUCCAUAAUAUUGAUAAAUUUUUAUCUUCAAAGCUGUGGAAUUUUCUCUUUGACAGUAUUGGAAUAUCAGGAGGGUAGUAGCUUUUUCAAGGUUUGAACAAAAAACACCACAUUGAGUCUUCCAUGAACAGAUAAUUUUUGCUAUUGGAUUAAAUUUUUACUUUCUGUUUAUAUGCUUACAUUCAUCAUUGAUAUUUUACAAUUCAGUUUGAAAGAACUUGCUGCCAUGUCGCAGUUGUUGAGGACGUGUUCCAUGGUUUGUCAAAUGCACAAAAAUUUAAGAUUCUAAAUGCAUAUCUGUAUUAUUGAAUGGCUUCCAUAGUGGCUUUUGUUAGCAACUUCAAUACAUAUCAUGUUCCAUGUAUAGCUGCUCUGAGCUUGUUUUUCUAAAACUCUGUUGGUAAACUGAUUUUUAUAGAGCUACCCACGGAUAGUUAUAGAGGGAACUAAUGAUAGGGGGGGGGGGGGCUUAUUCUUGGCAAUGUUUUUGUUUUACGUUUUCUUUCUACAUAAACCAUUUAUCUUUCUUUCCCCCCUCAAUGCUGUCUAGCUGUCCUUACUGCAGUACACUUUUAUUCAGUCGUUUGCAAAUGAAUUCAAUCCUUUUAUUAUGGAGAAAACUUUGAAAGGAAAUGCAUUUAAAUUAUGCACGAUGUCAUUGUUUUCUACUAAUCAAUAGUCCUACUGACCACAUCUACAGUUUGGUACUAUUUUGGUCUGUCGAUCAAGAGUUAUUAGUCAUUUUCGCUGUGUGGUUUUCAUGGUGUCUUUGUGCCCACCCCCCCCCCC